ACCGACAGAUAUGGAAUUUGAUGCUGACCCUGAUCACGCAUAGCUCCUUCAAAUUUUCACAAACCUAAUACACAAGAAAACGAAAUUACAUAAGUCUGACAUAAGUAAGCUUUGAGAAAUUUUAAAACAAUUUUGUGCUUAAAUUUUUAGACUAAAUAUCACAAUUAAAAAAAAUAUGGCACAACCACCGAGACGAACAACAAAAAUACAGUCAGCACGUACCAGAGCCUAUGAUGAUGAUGCUUUCGUCCAUAAUUUCGCUGUUCGUGGGGCUCGUGAAAUAAUUGUAAUGGAUCCCAACGGAAGGCCAAUGCGCUCUACGGUUAGUCAGAGGCGCUCUUAUGCUUACGCUAGUCAUUUGCAUGCAUUGGCGAUCAUGGCACGCAAUGUGGUCCGAGAUCUGGAUCCCGCUAAUGAUGUGACUUUCAUGCGAUUACGGUCGAAUCGUCAAGAAGUUCAUAUAUCGAUAACGCAGGAAUUCAUUCUAGUUGUUAUACAGAGGUUGAAGAAACAAAAGGAAUAAACAGCAACACUAAUGUUGUGUGUGUGUGUGUGCGAAACAUAUAAUCGAAACUUAAUUCCCAAAAUGA
Molecule: messenger RNA, 590 nt
Organism: Drosophila albomicans
Lineage: Eukaryota; Metazoa; Arthropoda; Insecta; Diptera; Drosophilidae
Product: dynein light chain roadblock-type 1
Exons: 2
Coding region: 176-523 (115 amino acids)
Biological process (GO): microtubule-based movement
Cellular component (GO): cytoplasmic dynein complex; centrosome; cytoplasm
Molecular function (GO): dynein intermediate chain binding
Source: RefSeq, a predicted model, not a curated record